UUGUCUUUCAAUGAAUGAUUAUGAUAACAUCAACAAAGUGAGUUGUAACCUGAUAUCCAAAUGAUAACAAUAAUCAUAGUGGGUGGGUGUAGCAUCGUUUGACCAUAGUUAUAGUAGCCCUGAAGCUUUGAAAAAGGACAUUACUCCUAUCACAGAUAUGGGCAAUUGUUGUGGGAGUAGGUCCAAUACUGUUGAUAAUGAGGGUGAUCCUGAUCCUACUCCAAAGCCAAUCCCCCUUGGGACAACCAAUGCUGUUGUAGUUGAUAUUGUGUACUAUGAGGAUCCAACCCCAGCAGCAGUAUCUAGCUAUAGCUAUGCUCUCACUGACUCACCUGUGGCCACCCUUGACUGUGUCAAAGCCACCAAACAAAUUCAAGGAUGUCUCGGACUUAUUGUUCAAGUUAGUAUCACCAAGGAGAUAGGGUUUAAGGCAAGAUAUGAACAAGAUUUUACCGAUCCUAAGCCAAUAAUAAAUGUUACAGUGACACCUGAGGCAGAUUGUCAAUGGCCUCCUGAUUCAAAAGUUUCAGUUGCACUUCAAGGCCAAUUAAAAGAAAUAAUCGAGAAUGAGUGGAAAUUGCAGCUUCAUAAAGACUAUUUUGCUUUGAUUACCAUGAAAGAUCAAUGAUAAAGACAUAUUCACAAUAUUGAGUGUAUAACACUGACUAUGAAUUAUACAUACAUACAACCUUAUUACAACAGACUCCAAGUUUAUUGGAUUUUUGUCACUUUUUACUAAAGCAGCUUCAUAAUAUCGUGUAAAAAAAUUAAC
Messenger RNA from Amphimedon queenslandica, 772 nucleotides. RefSeq lists its product as uncharacterized. The record is from RefSeq and is a predicted model, not a curated record. The coding region runs from base 158 to 628 and encodes 156 amino acids. Lineage: Eukaryota; Metazoa; Porifera; Demospongiae; Haplosclerida; Niphatidae. The transcript is spliced from 3 exons.